AUGUCUACCAAUAAUUAAACAACGGAGAACAAUCCAAAUUUAUAGUCCUAGCAAAGCCCUUACUUGCUAGGUGGUUAAAACUAAUAAUCAAGGAGCCCUACUGAUAUACAGAGUAGAAUUCUCAAUCUAUCACCCUAUGAUAUCCCAGUUGGAGUCCCAAAUCAAAAUGCCAUUUAAACAGGUUAUGGAGGCCAAAUCUAAGGUAACUUAGGAGUUGGAAAUUCACCAUAUGGCGCCAAUAUCAAUUCUCAAACACCAACUCCACAAUCUCAAUCUACUGGGAUACUACCAUAAUAGCAGCAUUAUAUUCCUUAACAGUUUAGCUAAGACUAACAAAAUUAGUUCACUAGACAGUAGUAAUAAUUUGUUCCAUAAAUGCAGCCAUAAAUUCAAUCACAACAUUCUGGAAUACCUACUUAGUUUAUUUAACCUGCUUACUAAUAGCCACCAUCCUAGAUGAUGGCUUAAAAUUAAUUCAAUUAGUAAUAACCUCUUGGAGGUUCAUAGUACCAAGUCCCUAGGCAUUAAUAAGGGGAUUUGCCUUUUGGAGUUUAAUAGCAACCGCAGUUUCUUGCUCCACCUUAAAGACAAUUGUUUUAAGAGCAAUAACUGGGCAAUCCAUAUUAAAUGUAGCAACAGCAAUAACCAGGAGGCUUAGGAAUAGGUCUAGCUCCACAGCCAUUAAUGCCUCCAUCAAGAACUGAAGACCAAAGAAAAAUAUACAUUCUCGACCUAAUUAUGAAAUAUCAAGACAUUUUAACUUAGGAAGAAAGAGAGAACAUCAAGAAAAACAAUUAAUGGGUCUCAACUGGAAUGCUGAUGGGUUUAAUCUCACUACCCUUUUCUAUUUAUCUUUCAUCAUAAGCAAGAAGAUAUCCAGCGAGGAGACGAGAAUUUCUAACUAGAAUUUUACUGUUGCCCUUCAUACCAUUGACUAUAAUGGCUUACUAUGGUAGAUAGUAAAGAAGAUUACUUGAAUAGUUUAGUGACAAGUAUUUUAAGCAUUUAAAUGAUCAAGAUUUGGAUAAUUUCGAGACCUAUUAUCACAUGAAAAAGAAUUUACACUUACAGAGAUUAUAGCCAGUUUAUCCUCCCAAUCAACAAAUGCUACCACCAGGUGUACCUCCCCCUGCAUAUUAACCUUAAGGAAUAAAUCCCAAUCAAUAUACUCAUGGCUAGAAUUACAACUUUUAAGGACAGACUACUCCUUAAUAGUAACAGUUCUAACCAAACAACACUCCUACUUUGCUAUCAUUAGAUCUAGGAAAUUUGUCAACUCUGAAUAAUGAAAGAGGAUAAUCAAAUGAUACUAAAAUAUCAACUGAUAGUAAAGAAGAGGCUAAGAGCUUGUGA
Molecule: messenger RNA, 1353 nt
Organism: Stylonychia lemnae
Lineage: Eukaryota; Ciliophora; Spirotrichea; Sporadotrichida; Oxytrichidae
Source: the annotation of a GenBank genome assembly